AUGUCGUUCACAAACUUGCAGACUGUGAUUAUCACAGAAUCAAAUAAUCAGGCUGCCGACAAUGCCAGCAUCACGGCAUUGCCAUUCGACGCGCUAAUUCAUAAUCUUACCGCAAGCCCCUGUCCCCCUUUCACUUGCAAGUCCCUUCGUUUCGGUGAAGGCGUCGGAUGGCACAUGAUGUUGGAAGACAGCAAUGGCGGAGAAGAGGAUGGGGAAGAAGACUGGGCUUGUGUCUUUAGGAUCAACUUCCCAGAGUGUGGUCGCACCGCUAUGGUUAACAGAGAUCUCACAGGCUGUGUCUUGAGUUGGUGCUUGUCGGAGCACAGCGACGCAUUCGAGACCAGCAAUGGAGCCUCUGUCAGGCAGCUGGAAGAGCAGGGCUAUGGGCAAGAGUGGAAGGCGUCUCUGGGUAGGGUGACGAGCGCGAUUGUGGAGAUGGGCGAGAUGAGUGAUAGCGGCAGCUUCUUCAACUCGUUCUUAGGUGACCCUGAGCUUAUAGUCAAUAGCAGUAUGUCAGAGGAAGAGGUACACUCACUGGUAGAAAGAUUCGAAGAGACGUGCGGGUCUCAGACCUGA
Molecule: messenger RNA, 576 nt
Organism: Cryptococcus amylolentus CBS 6039
Lineage: Eukaryota; Fungi; Basidiomycota; Tremellomycetes; Tremellales; Cryptococcaceae
Exons: 1
Coding region: 1-576 (191 amino acids)
Source: RefSeq, a predicted model, not a curated record